CCCAUCACCCCAGUCAGGCCCCCCACUCAAAAUAUAUAAAGGGUCAGGAUCGGCUCAGUCAGGACAAGAAGAAUACGCAUAAUCUCAACGUGCUGUCAUAAGCUAAAGAGUCAUCAUGGGCUCCUUCACACUGCCUGCAUUCCUCUUUCUUGGUGUUGUGUCCAGCAUAACUUUAGUAUGUCAAGGCUUUCAGAAAGGAAUUUGUCAGGGUUCCUGCCCUGAAGGUUGGAUUCAGCACGGAGGCCACUGCUACCAGCACGUUGCUGAUAAGAAGACAUGGCUUGAUGCUGAGCUAAACUGUUUGAAUCUUGGGGGAAACCUGGCCUCAGAGCACAGUGAGGACGACCAUCAGUUUCUUAAAGAGCUCCAUAAGGGUCUUGACAGUUCAGACAGCCCAUUCUGGAUAGGACUGUCAGCUGUGCACGAGGGGAGAUCAUGGCUGUGGUCUGAUGGUACAAGUGCAAGCGUUGAAGGGGACUUUUCAAUGUGGAAUUCCGGAGAGCCCAACGACGCCGGGGGCAAAGAGGACUGUGUGCACGAUAAUUAUGGAGGUUAUGGAGGCAAAAACCACUGGAACGACGUUGUAUGUGACGCAGAGUACGCAUCCAUCUGUGCCUUGCGACAUCCAGUAUGCGUCCAGCAGGAGAUACCACCUAGCGACCAACCAUACGUGGAAUAGAGAUUUGAAAUUUUUAUGCCAAUGGCCUAAGCUACUAUGUGUGCGUACCUUCAUGUAGCUUCUGUUUUGAAAAUUACAGAAGUCUUGCAUUUUCUUAUUUCUGUCCACGUUGGCCCUCUUGUGGUGGGACAUUGACACUCCAAUGGUUAUUAGUGUUGUUGUUCUUUAUUUUCAUUUUAUCAUGGUUUUGGGGGGCAUUUUUUCAUCUCCCCUAGAGCAGCUAUAUGAUCAUAUCUGGAUCUAUUUGAAUUAUUGAUGUGUACCAAGGCGAAGCAACCAACUGAUGAGAUGGCUUUGUUCCCUCUUUUAAUAAAGUUCCCCAAGCAUUGAA
Molecule: messenger RNA, 1010 nt
Organism: Anguilla anguilla (European eel)
Lineage: Eukaryota; Metazoa; Chordata; Actinopteri; Anguilliformes; Anguillidae
Product: lactose-binding lectin l-2-like
Exons: 6
Coding region: 116-679 (187 amino acids)
Source: RefSeq, a predicted model, not a curated record